AUGGGUGAUGCUGUGGUAGAUGACUAUUUCGUCGAGGACAAGUUGAAAUACUUGGAUAUCAAUGAUGGAAGCCCCCGUCUUGCUAUAGUUGGGAUGGGCCUUCGCCUUCCGGGCGACAUCCACUCUGUCGAAUCCCUAUGGGAACUGCUCAUGCAAAAAAAAGAUACUCGAUGUACCAUACCAGCUAAUAGGUACAAUGUCGACGGGUUUUACAGCCCAUCCCCAAGGCCAGGUUGUGUCGGAGUGCAACAUGGCCAUUUUUUGUCGGAAAAUGAUGGUUUGCAGCAACUGGAUACUUCAUUCUUCAAGAUGAGCAAAGCCGAGGUGGGAAGUCUUGAUCCACAGCAGAGAAUGUUACUGGAAGUUGUCUGGGAAUGUAUGGAAAGCAGUGGGCAAGUUGGAUGGCGUGGUGAUAAAAUAGGAUGCUUUGUCGGUGUAUGGGGAGGAGACUGGCAAGAUAUUAUGAUGCGAGACCCUCAACAGAGAGGGCGGUUCCGUACUUCUGGUAGCGGAGACUUUGCAAUCUCGAAUAGGGUCUCAUAUGAGUACGACCUAAGGGGUCCAAGUAUGACGUUGAAGACUGGGUGCUCAUCAUCUUUAAUUGCUUUUCACCAAGCGUGUGAGGCAAUUCAAAGCGGUAGCUGUACCUCUGCUAUCGUUGCCGGCACAAAUAUUAUCAUGGCCCCUAGUAUGACUAUUGCUAUGUCGGAACAAGGUGUUCUCUCGCCGGACGGAACUUGCAAAACUUUUGAUGCGGCGGCUGAUGGAUAUGCCCGUGGUGAGGCGAUCAAUGCCAUCUACAUCAAGAAAUUGAGCGAUGCUAUUCGUGAUGGAGACCCGAUUCGCGCUGUUAUUCGGGCAACCGCUAGCAACGCAGAUGGCAAGACCAGUAGCAUGUCAGUGCCAAGUUUGGAAAGCCACGAGGCCAUGAUUAGACAUGCAUAUGUGGUUGCUGGGAUAAAAGACCAUUCUCGUACGGCGUUUGUGGAAUGUCACGGCACUGGGACAGCAGUAGGGGACCCCCUGGAAGUAGGCGCCAUUGCAAAUGUUUUCGGGGGUCAUAAGGGUGUAUAUAUAGGGAGUGUCAAACCUAACGUUGGCCACUCUGAAGGUGCCUCUGGCUUGACAAGCAUCAUUAAAGCAGUACUUGCUCUCGAGAGAAAAGUUAUCCCGCCUAAUAUCAACUUUUGCACGCCAAAUCCGAAGAUCCCUUUUGAAGAGGCAAAUUUAAGGGUGCCAAUAGAGCCGGUAUCAUGGCCAGUCGGGUUCGCAGAGAGAGUUAGCAUCAAUGCAUUCGGCAUAGGAGGUGCAAAUGCUCAUGUCAUUCUUGAUUCUGCAUCUUCACUUCGUGCCGGGUGUUCUGAUAAGACCCAAGAAGCGGCGAUCUUCAAUUCGAGGGCAAGACCGGAGCUGCUCCUCUUCUCGGCCAACAACACAGAUUCCCUGCGCAAGAUAACAGCUGACUUUGAGCGCUAUGGAAACCUCCAGGGAACCAAGCUGCGAGAUCUCGCAUAUACAUUGUCCGUAAGGAGAGAGCAUCUUAACCAUCGAAGUUUCUGUGUCACCAAUGGGGAUAAAGAUCUAGAGCCUGUGGUUGUCCCGAAGCCGAAAAUAACCCCUCAAAUCGUUUUUGCUUUCACGGGUCAGGGUUCACAAUGGGCAGGUAUGGGCAAGGAGCUACUGCUGGACUUUCCAUCAUUUGCAGAAGAUAUGCGUCAACUGAGCAGGGUGCUGCGCAAUUUGCCUAUUCUUCCGGCGCCAUGGAAUAUCGAAGAUGUUUUACUACAAACUGGCGACAUUUUCCCGCUGAACAAUGCGGAGUUUUCUCAGCCUCUGUGCUCUGCUAUUCAAAUAGGCCUUGUAAAUUUAUUCAAGAGCCUAGGUAUAUCCCCUUCUGCAGUUACAGGGCAUUCAAGUGGAGAAAUCGCCGCUGCUUAUGCUGCGAAUGCGAUAACAGCGGAAGAAGCAAUAAAAAUUGCUUACUACCGUGGUCAAGUGGCUAAGAAAGUCAAUAGACCUGGUAAAAUGAUAUCAGUUGGACUUGGACGUGCUGAUAUUGACCCCUAUAUUUCGGACGGGAUUACUAUCGCCUGUGAAAACAGUCCUAUAAGUGUAACUCUAUCAGGCAAUCCAGAAAAGGUAGAUGAGGUUGCCAAGAGGCUGCAAACAGAUCGGCCUGAGCUUUUCUUACGGCAGCUUCCUGUUACUGUGGCUUACCACUCACCGCAUAUGCAGGAUAUCGGCGAAGAAUACGAGACUCUGCUUAAGGGGCAUGUACAGAGCACGGCUCCUCGUGUUCCGCUCUUCUCAAGUGUGACUGCGACUAUUGUCAGAGAAGCGGGAGAGCUUGGCUCUUCGUACUGGCGUCGAAAUCUUGAAUCGCCAGUUUUAUUCUCUACUGCUGUCAUAAAUUAUAUGGAGAGUCAGUCGAAUGCACAGCUGUUCCUGGAAAUAGGCCCCCACUCGGCUCUUUCUGGACCGCUUCGACAGAUAUUUCAAGCAGUUAACGUACAACAUCAGCCCUCAUAUGUAUCAUCGCUUAUACGUGCCAAAGACUGUACAGAAAGCCUUCUUUAUGCAGUUGGCAGACUACACCUCCAUACAAUUCCAAUAGACUUUGCGGCUUUGUACAAGAAAGGGCAGGUUGUGAAGGGUUUACCGUUAUAUCGCUGGCGCCAUGAUGCUGUAACCUCGGAUGAAGGAAGAGUCAGUCGAGAUUGGAGGUUGCGCAAGUUUGUGCACCAUGAGCUGCUUGGCUCCCGCAUCAUCGAAGGAAACGAUAUCGAGCCAACGUGGCGAAAUAUCAUCGCCCUUGAAAACUUACCAUGGCUUAGAGACCACAAGAUUAUCGAUGACAUUGUUUUCCCAUGCGCUGGCUACCUUGCGAUGGUUGCAGAAGCAUUGAGGCAACUCACUCAGAGUGAAGAUCUAACCUUCAGAGACAUUGUGGUCAUGACGGCACUUGUGCUCCACGAGGACAACGAUGCCGAGCUGAUGACAAGCCUCAAGCCUAUGCGAUUGACAAAAACUCUUGACUCUAGUUGGUUUGAUUUCGCAGUCUUGUCAUAUAGCCGCGGCACAUGGACCAAGCACUGUGUGGGACAGGUGAAAGCCGGAGGAGCCAGCGAUGUUCUAGCAAGAGAAAUUACAACGUUACCAAGGAGAGUUCCACCACCGUAUGCGGCACUGAAAAAAAUCGGGUUAAACUAUGGACCAGUGUUUCAGGGGUUGUCGAAUAUCUCUGCUCUCCCGGGCACAGAAGUUGCAGUGGCAACGCUUACCGCCCCUCAGCCUUCGGAGUCCUCCUAUUGUCUUCAUCCAUCGACAAUCGACCACUGUCUACAGCUAGUUGCCAUUGCAAAAUCAGGAGGGCUACUUCGAAAUAUAAAUAAAUUAUAUGUGCCGACUGGCAUUGGCAAUUUGUACAUGUGUGCAAGAAAGGAGUUGGACCAUUGGAGAGCAGAAGCGAAUGUCUCCAAGUCUGGAGCGGGGUCAAUCAUCGGAGACACAUUGCUGAUUGAAGAUGGUCGUGUCCUUUUAUCUUUAACUGGUGGAGAAUUUUCACUCUUGGGUGGACGUGAAGAGUCGAAAUACUAUGAUCCAGCGUCAGAAGCCAGGCUAGUUUGGUACCCGGAUUACGAUCUAUGCAACGUGAGCAGUCUCAUUCGCCCACGAGGGCACAACGACCGAGCUUAUUUCAAGGAUACUGAAAAGUACGCCUGGAUUGCUAUAAUGGAGAUUCAAGAGCGACUUUCAAGUAUUCCUCCUGGUUCUGAGCAUCUUGAGAAAUUCCGUGCUUGGGUCGAUAACGAGAUUUCUGGAACACAAAAAACGCCACCUGACUAUUGGCAAGAAAUUCUCCUACUCGACAAGAGAGGAAGGCGACUAUUGAUGGAUGAAACAAAACAGAGGAUCAGUCAUGAAUCUUUCAAUAGUAUCUCACAGCUGAUCGAAAGUGUUGUCGACAGUUGUUGUGGUCUCUUCGAUGGGAGUGUAGACCCUCUCGACAUCCUAAUGGCCAACAACAACCUAACAAACUUCUAUUCCCUGUCAGAGACACGUUUUGAUCGCGAAAAUUACUUUGCUGCUAUGGGAAUUUCCAACACGCACCUGCGGAUUUUAGAAAUCGGCGCUGGAACAGGUGGACUUACAUCUCAAGUAUUGAGCAGCUUGACAUCUCCGGGGGGUGAGCAAAUGUUUGCCACCUACACGUACACAGACAUCUCCUCUGGCUUCUUUGGACCGGCGAGAAUGAGGUUCUCUGCAUAUAAAAACAUUACCUUCUCGGUGCUGGAUAUCACUAAGGAUCCAACUCAGCAAGGGUUCCGUGCGGGAGACUACGACUUGGUCAUUGCCUCCAAUGUGCUUCAUGCUACUCCAUCUCUUGCUCAAACUUUAAAAAAUGUUCGGCAGCUUAUGCACCCUCAGGGCAAACUCUUCCUUGAAGAGGGGUUGCCUACUACCAAUUUCAUAGGCUUAGUUUUUGGUAUCCUUCCCGGUUGGUGGCUGGGAGAGAGUGAUGGGAGAAUUGGCGGCCCACGACUAUCUCCCCAUGGAUGGGGAAAAGAGCUUAGCCAAGCAGGGUUUUCGAUUAUUGCGGCGGUAACUGACGACGAAGCGCCGUACGAGGUCAACGCAAAUAUUGUCGCCGGUAUUUCAGCUGUUGAGAUUCAGAACACCCGCGUUACUCUCCUGCACCAUCGUGAUGGAUUGUUAUCAAGUGGAAAUUACUUAAAGCAGCUCUUGACUGCACGCGGAUAUACCGUAGAUCUUUGCAACCAAGAAGAAAUUCCGCCAACAGGUCAACCCAUCAUUUCCCUUAUACAGCUUGAUGAGCCUUGGCCAUACUCCUUCUCAGAAGAUGGGUUUUCAAAAUUCAAGAGUUUGGUCUCUCAUAUCAAAUCCGAAGGAAUUUUAUGGGUUAUGAGGUCCGCGCAAUUGGGGUGCCCUGAUCCGCGCCAAAGCAUGACAUUGGGCUUGGCCAGAACCAUUCGAUCGGAACUGAAAAUCCCGUUCGCUACUCUUGAAUUAGAUAUCACGGACAACUAUGCGCUCGAGCAAGCGCUCGAAGUUUUUGUCAAGUUUAAUAACAGGGACGAGACGAGUGAGAUGGACCCAGAUUACGAGUAUUGUCUCUUCGAGAAGAAGGUCUACGUGAGUAGGUAUACUCAGGUCUCAGUAUCAGAUGAGCUGUCAGAAACGUGGCCUAAGAACCAGCCGUUACACUUGAGUAUUGAACAAUGUGGCCUUUUGCAAACACUUGGGUGGAUACCAUACAGUCCUGCGAUCCUUGGAGAUGAAGACGUGCUGGUUGAGCCUCGCUGUGUUGGCUUGAACUUCAGGGAUGUGCUGGCGUCGAUGGGGUUGAUAGGUUCAGCCGCACUUACCCUUGGGCUUGAAUGUUCUGGUUUAGUACGACAGGUGGGAGCCAAUGUUAAAUCGCCCCAAGUUGGAGAUCGUGUGAUGAUGAUGAGCGAUAGUUGUUUUGCAACCCAUGUCACUGUAUCUGCUAAACACUGUGUGAAAAUUCCAGAUAGCUUGAGCUGGGAAGAGGCUGCCACAAUGCCAUGCGUCUUCGGCACAGUCGUACACGCUCUAAUAGAGAAAGCGUCACUUCAGGAGAAUCAAACUGUUCUCAUCCAUUCAGCUUGUGGCGGUAUCGGCCUGGCAGCUAUUCAGGUCUGCCAAAUGCUCGGGGCUAAGAUCUAUGUAACAGUUGGCAGUGAUGAAAAAGUCAAAUAUUUAAUGGAUGCCUACGGUAUCUCGAGGGCCAGUAUUUUUAACUCCCGAGACAAGACAUUCCGCCGUGAUCUGAUGAGAGAGACGUCAAACAGGGGAGUCGACGUUGUGCUUAAUUCCCUAUCCGGAGAAUUGCUUCAUGAAUCUUGGAAAUGUGUUGCAGAGUAUGGCAUAAUGAUCGAAAUCGGCAAAAGAGAUUUUGUUGGGGGUGCGCAACUGAGCAUGAAUCUGUUCGAAGCAAAUCGAACAUUCAUUGGAGUUGAUCUUGCUCGUUUUACCCCUGAAAUGUACCAACCUCUCAUGGCCAAAGUUAUUAGUAUGUAUCAAAGUGGGCUAAUUCGGCCCAUCGCGGUGUCACGGAUUUUCGACGCAUCAAAAGUUGAAGGCGCAUUCCGAUAUAUGCAAAAGGGUUCACACAUUGGCAAGAUACUUGUGACAAUGCCUCAUGAUCUUAAUAUGAUUCCUAUGACUCCUACAGUUCCGGCCCUUAAACUUCGGUCCGAUGCUUCAUAUCUACUGGUUGGUGGACUUGGCGGAAUCGGACGUCAGGUGUCCACCUGGAUGGUUAAGCAUGGAGCAAGACAUCUAAUCUUUCUUUCUCGCUCAGCAGGAGAAUCUGCCGAGGAUAAAGCGUUUUUGAACGAACUCAGCAUACAGGGCUGCUCCGCCCAAACCUUUGCCGGAAGUGUUGUGGAUCCGCAGGUUGUCGACAGAGCAAUUGAGACUGCCACCCACCCGUUGGCAGGAAUCAUUCACAUGCCCAUGGUGAUAAGAGAUCGAACAUUCGAUGCAAUGACCUACGAGGACUGGACGUUGGCAGUAGGUCCAAAGGUCACUGGAACUUGGAACUUACAUAACGCAUCGAAGAACUGCAACCUUGACUUCUUUGUCAUGUUUGCGUCUCUAUCUGGAGCCCUCGGAAGUCCCGGACAGGCCAAUUACGCGGCCGCAAAUACGUUUCUGGAUGCCUUCGUUCAGUAUCGACAUCAGCAAGGUCUUCCAGCAUCUGCUAUAGAUCUUGGUCUUAUGGGGGAAAUUGGAUUCGUCAGUCAGAGUUCGAACUUGGUAGAUCUGCUUCAUAAUCGGGGUUGGUUCUCCAUCGAUGAGAACGAUCUGCUCCAAACAUUGCAUCUAUCCAUGACCAAGACUCUCCCGCGAGGGUUAUGUCUAGACAAGUCUGGAGAAGGAUUCGUUUCCGCUAGUCAGUUUUUCAUUGGAGUUUUACGUUCUGCGAAGGCUUCUUUCCGACCCGGUAGCAAAUAUUUUUGGGAAUCGGAUCGAAGGCUCAGUUUGCUCAUCAACGGGGAUGCCGAGGCAUCUAAGGCAAGCACAGGCAGUGACGACAAAUUGGUACAAUUCAUUUCCUCCGUUGAAGAGGGCCUCAGUCCCCUCGAGAGCGAGCAAUCUCGCCAGUUCUUGACAAACGCAAUUGGCGUUCGAAUCUACCAAUUUAUGAUGCAGCCUGUAGAGGAUCUUAACCCGUCGAUAUCCCUCAAUUCCCUUGGUGUCGACUCGUUAAUAACAAUUGAAAUUCGAAACUGGUGGCGCAGGAAUUUGGGAAUAGAGAUCAGUGUUCUAGAAAUUCUGGACGCAGGCACGAUCGAAGCGCUUGGGGAACUGGCGAUUCAAAGGCUUCGAGCCAAAUUACAGGCCAAGGACCAAAAGCGUGCGGACGACUACCUGUCAACAAAGGUCGUAUAG
Messenger RNA from Venustampulla echinocandica, 7440 nucleotides. RefSeq lists its product as uncharacterized. Gene Ontology annotation, biological process: fatty acid biosynthetic process; secondary metabolite biosynthetic process. Gene Ontology annotation, molecular function: fatty acid synthase activity; oxidoreductase activity; 3-oxoacyl-[acyl-carrier-protein] synthase activity. Lineage: Eukaryota; Fungi; Ascomycota; Leotiomycetes; Helotiales; Pleuroascaceae. The record is from RefSeq and is a predicted model, not a curated record. The coding region runs from base 1 to 7440 and encodes 2479 amino acids. The transcript has 9 exons.